This is a messenger RNA of Auxenochlorella protothecoides, 1974 nucleotides long. Its product is annotated as Probably inactive leucine-rich repeat receptor-like protein kinase. The record is from RefSeq and is a predicted model, not a curated record. Lineage: Eukaryota; Viridiplantae; Chlorophyta; Trebouxiophyceae; Chlorellales; Chlorellaceae. Gene Ontology annotation, molecular function: protein binding. Bases 1 to 1974 code for a protein of 657 amino acids. The transcript has 7 exons.
AUGACUGGAGCGGCGUGGGCGCUGGCAUGUGUCGCCUUGCUCGGCGUUGCCUCGGCAGCUGUGACGCAGGACAGGAUACUCAACUGCGUUCCACCGACACAGCCGCACCCAGGCACCGGCAAGACCUGCCGCUCCAUGGCACUCAUUCAACAAGGUGAUGCGCACAGGUACACAUACCACGCAGAAUCUCCCGGAUCCCAGGACAUCCUCAUCACCGUGGCCAGUCCCAAAGCUGACAUCACUGUGCUCAGCGCACUCGGCAUACCGCUUGUCGCCUCUGGCGUGCUGGGGGACAACCAGUUCAUGCUCAGCAGGGCCGCGCAGGAGUCGGACCCAGGCCCUUAUGAGCUGAUAGUCCGCGGCGUCGUGCCAGAGACUCAGUACACUGUCUCCACCACGGUGCACGAGCGGCGCCGCUGCCUGGCUGGCCGGGACCGCAGCGCCCUCCAGUCCGUCCUGGAAGGCCCUGGCUGCUGCUCCGCACCCGGCUCCUGCGCCCGGCUGAGGGCCGCGCUGUCCGCUGAUCCUGCCCAGGACAUGUGCGACCAGCCUGGCAGCCUGUGCGACGAUGCGGGCCAGCUGGUCAAGCUGGACCUGUCUGAUCAGGCAGGCGCGGGGGGGGGCCUGGAGUGCCCCGUCCCGCCCGGCCUGGCCAUCCUCUCCGCCCUGCAGCACCUGGACCUGUCUGGGAACAACCUGUCCGGCUCCCUGGAAGGCGCGCUGCCCUCGCUGGGCGCCCUCCCGCGCCUGCGCCACCUGCGCCUGGCCCACAACCGGCUGACCGGUUCCCUGCCAUGCGACCUGCUGCGCGAAGGCCUGGUCUCCCUGGACCUGGCCGGCAAUGCGCUGACGGGGGCGGUGCCGGCGUGCUACCUGGCGUCGCCCAGCCUGCGCGAGCUGUCCCUGCGGCACAAUCUGCUCCAAGGCGACCUCCCCGCCCCGGGCAGCCAGGCGGCGUUGGAGAGCCUGCAGGCCACCCACAUGGGCCUGACAGGCUCCGUGCCCAGCUUCCAGGCGGCUUCCAGGCUGACCCACCUGGACCUGCAGCACAAUCGGCUGGAGGGGCCCCUGCCCGCACUGCCCCCCAGCCUCCUCUCGCUCUCGCUGCAGGGCAACAUGCUCAGCGGCUCCAUUGGCGAGGGGUGGGUGGCCGGCCUGCCGGCCCUGCAGUCCCUUGACCUGGGCGCCAACUCCCUGACCGGCGGGCUGCCGGAGGGCCUGGCCGCCGCCCCCCACCUGCGCAAGCUGCGCCUCGCCCGCAACGUGCUGUCCGGCCCGCUGCCCGGCGCCUGGCGCGCCUGGCGCCUGGCGGCGCUCGAUGUGAGCGGCAACCGCCUGGCCGGCGAGCUGCCCAUGGGCCUGGCCCGCCUCCCCGCCCUGCGCUCCCUGGCGCUGGCCAGCAACCGCGGCCUCUGCGGCGACGUCGCGCGCUUCCUGGCGGCCGCGCUGGCGGCGCGCAGCCCGCUGCGCGCCCUGGACGCGUCCUGGACGGGGGUGGGGUGCGGCGAGGAGGGCCUGCCCCCCUCCCUCGCGGCCCUGGCCAUGUUCAGGGGCGGGGAGGCGGCCCAGGGCCUGGCUGUGGUGGGCGGGGAUCCGGCCGACGUGUUCGAUGCGACCGACGCAGAGGCCCCGGCCAGCCCGCGCGGGCGCCUGAGCCUGCGCGGCACCCGCGUGCGGGGGCCUUUCCCCGUUUGGGUGCUGUCUGCCCUGGCCAGGGCGGAGGAGGGGCAGGGCGUGCAGAUCGACCUCGCGGCCACAAGCACCUCCCUGCCGCGCAAGCCCAGCGCGGAGGGCGGCGAGGCGGCGGCCAGCGGCGCCGUCGCGCGCAAGCCCAGCGUCAAGGACGACGAGUGCGGCGGCAUGCGCGGACACGAGCACCCCGCGGACGACGGCGACACGCCUCGCAUCCGGGCCUGGGUGUCGGCCGCGCCGCAGGGCGCGGCCAAGCCGGCAGGGGCCAAGAAGGACGACUGA